AUGGCCAAAGGCUCAAAAAAGCAGAAGACGGAUUCUGCCGCUACAGAUGCACCGGUGCAAGCUAAUUUCGAAAUCCCCGGCUCCAAUUUCCUAAGUAAAUUGACCCAACGUAUCGAAGCUGGUGUGAAGGAAUCCAAAGGUGCUUCGAAAUCAAAGAAGGAACAUAAAGAGCAAAAACCGAGAGAUAAGACCACAGCACCCUCAUCGACGAAGCAAAACGGUGCAAGAAUCCAAGUCAAUGGCAAGGCUAGUCAAUUGGCUCAACCGAGCGACGAUACACGGGGGAAGAAGCGUGAUCGAAGUGGGUCGGUAAUCGACAAUACGGCCGCUCCAACGAAAGUCGCUCUUGCGAAGAAAACACACAUCAAGUUCGAUGAUGACGGAAAGACGACGGCUACCGUAGAGUCCACCAAACCCACACAAAAGGAUACGGCUGCGCCUGCAACUGAUGGGACCGUUAAAUCCAAAAAGGAUGCUCUCCUCCAAGAGAUCAUGGCGCUUGGUGGAACUCAGGAGGAUCUUGAUCUCGUUGGAGAACUAGAUACCGACUCAGAUGAGGAGGAAACUAUUGUAAAAGAGGCUGGGAAGGUAAAAAAUGCAUCUGCAAAAGAUAUCGAAGCAUUUAUGAAGGAAAUAGGGCUCACCGCAGCCAUCUCAGAAGCCGCUAAGUCAGUGGAUGAGGCUGAGGUGGCAGAAGAAGAAGAGGAAUGGACAGAGGAUGAAGAUGAAGACGAUGAGGACGAAAGUGAGGGUGCAGAAGACGCCGAAGAAAACGAAAGCGAUACCGCGGGACUUACACAAAAAGCCGAAGUUCCUACAAUAACAGCGCCUUCUCGAGAACUCACACAGCUACCCACCAAAGGCCCUCUUGUACUUGACCCUCAACAAGACUGGCAUAAUAUCGUGCUUCCAGAAUUACCCCGUACAUCCGAUAGUCCCACACCAUUCGUCAUUUCUUCGUUACAUACACGAGGGAAAGAUCUUCUUACUGCUGAAAAUAGUUCCUAUAUGAGCAAUAAUCUGAAAAGGGAUACCAAUCUCCAGUUCUUAUCCCAAAUCAUGACAUCUGGUACAGUUGAGGACAAGAUCUCGGCUCUAACAAUUGUUUGUACCGAUUCGCCGCUUCAUACCACAAAAACACUCGAUUCCCUCUUGAAUCUCGCCAAGAAGAAGUCAAGGAACCAAACAAUCGGUUCAUUGACAGCUAUCAAAGAUUUAUUCGCCAAUGGAUCCAUUUUACCUAGCGACAGGAAACUACUACCGUUCGCAAAACAGCCAGUAGGCGAACUUCUAGCAUACGAGAAAUCCAAGGGGGCAGAUCAAGUUUUCAAGGCUUACCUUCUCUUAUGGACUUUUGAGGAUUGGCUAAAAGACUUCUAUUUUGAGGUUUUAAAGACAAUGGAAAUUGUUGCAAACGAUGCGGGCGUAACAUGGGUUAGGAUGAAGGCGGUUGACAUGGUUUUUGAACUUUUGAAGCAGAGACCAGAGGGAGAAGUCAAUCUCAUGAGGCUCUUAGUGAACAAGUUGGGUGACCCAGACAGGAAAGUUGCGUCAAAAACUUCACAUUUGCUUCUUCAGUUGAUGGUGGCACAUCCCGCCAUGAAGUCAACUAUCAUAUCUUCAAUUGAAUCCGAUGCCUUGCUAAAAUCCAGCAAAAACACCCAUGCGCAAUACUACUCCAUCAUAACACUCAACCAAACUAUCCUCACCCGUGCCGACGACUCUGUUGCCAACCAGCUCUUAAGCAUUUACUUUGCCCAAUUCGCAGAUAUCCUAGGGGGAGGGGCUAAAAAGCCAGCGAAACCCAUCAAACCAAAGCCAGACGGCAAGCUCUCAAAGAAGGCCAAGAAGAGGCUAGAUAAAGAAAAGAAGGACGCUGAUUUAGAAGAGGAAUCUAACUCCAAGUUAAUAUCAGCGGUCCUGGCCGGUGUGAACCGUGCAUUCCCAUUCGCCUCAAUCGACGACGAUGUAUUCAACAAACACCUUGACACCCUGUUCCGUAUCACACACGGCUCAAACUUCAAUACCAGUCUCCAAGCUUUAACACUCAUAUUUCAAGUAUCAAACAGCAAGCAAGUGGUGUCAGACCGGUUCUACCGCUCUCUUUACGAGUCUUUGGUGGACCCUCGGUUAGCCACAAGCUCGAAACAAGCGAUGUACCUGAAUCUCUUAUUCAGAGCACUGAAAGCCGAUCAUAAACUUGUCAGAGUUCAGGCUUUUGUCAAGAGAAUCAUCCAGACCGCUUCUAUGCACCAGCCACCAUUCAUCUGUGGUGUUCUAUAUCUUCUCCGCGAACUUGAAGGAACCUACCCAACCUUGAAGAAUAUGCUAGAUAAGCCUAUUGACUACGAUAGCGAUGAAGAAGUAUUCCGAGACGUGGAUGAUGAGAGAGACAUUGGGGCGCCGAAACCAGAGGAAUCUAAGAAGGAAAGUAACGGAUACGACGGAAGAAAACGAGAUCCGUUAUACGCCAACGCUGACCGAAGCUCAAUCUGGGAAUUGAUACCUUUCCUAUCUCACUUUCACCCUACUGUGGGGCUAUACGCAAACAGCUUGUACGGCGACGCACCAAUGCCAUCUAAGCCUGACCUGUCCUUACACACCUUAACUCACUUCCUUGACCGCUUCGUUUACCGUAACGCUAAGGCUUCUUCCGCGACCAAGGGAUCCAGUAUCAUGCAGCCUUUGGCUGGUGGCGAUACUCGCGGUAUGGUCUUGAGCACGAAGACAGCAGGACGUGGUCUCAUACCCGUCAACUCAGAUGCCUUCUCCAAUAUGAAAGAAGAAAACGUUAGGGAGGAUGAGGUCUUCUUCCACAAAUUCUUUACCAUGCGGAAGCAAAGUGAUGCCUCUAAGUCACAAAAGAAGGAGAAGAAGAAGGCAGCUGAUGAUGAUGCAGCAGAGGACAGCGAGUUUGACGAUGAAGAAGCUUGGGGUGCCAUGGUUGAUAGUCGGCCAGAUCUUGAUAUCGAUGCCGACGAAGACGGUGAUGUGGAUAUGGAUGACUUUGAUGACGAUGAGUUGGAUGGUAUGGACGAAGAUAUGAGUGACAUUGAUGAUAGCGACGAAGAAGGUGGUAUGGGAGGCCUUACAACGGAUGCUUUGGGCGAUAUUGGCGAUGAAGAGAUGAAUGAGGAUAAUAGCGAUGAGGACGAAGAAGAAGAAGAGUUCGAUGGUUUCGGACUCGACGACUCAGAUGCUGAGGCAGGAAUCAACAGCGAUGAUGAUGUCCCCUCAGAUGUUGAUAUGAAAUUAUCAAAGGUCGCAAAAUCCGAAAAGGAGGUUGCGACGAACGCGAGGAAGGAGAGGAGGAUGAAGCUUAAGAACUUGCCUACGUUUGCUUCGGCAGACGAUUAUGCGGCUCUACUAGGGGACGAUGACGAGGAGGAUAUGUAA
Molecule: messenger RNA, 3396 nt
Organism: Orbilia oligospora ATCC 24927
Lineage: Eukaryota; Fungi; Ascomycota; Orbiliomycetes; Orbiliales; Orbiliaceae
Exons: 2
Coding region: 1-3396 (1131 amino acids)
Cellular component (GO): nucleus
Source: RefSeq, a predicted model, not a curated record